Canis lupus familiaris (dog) is the source of this 5609-nucleotide messenger RNA. RefSeq names its product CREB/ATF bZIP transcription factor (gene CREBZF). The transcript is spliced from 2 exons. Gene Ontology annotation, cellular component: nucleus. NCBI's taxonomy places the organism in Eukaryota, Metazoa, Chordata, Mammalia, Carnivora, Canidae. Gene Ontology annotation, molecular function: transcription cis-regulatory region binding; DNA-binding transcription factor activity. Bases 263 to 1372 code for a protein of 369 amino acids. Gene Ontology annotation, biological process: regulation of transcription by RNA polymerase II. The record is from RefSeq and is a predicted model, not a curated record.
CGACUGACUUCCGGCCAGGCCGUUGUCUGGGUGGCGCGGUCGAGUCAUUGCGGGGCCGCGGCGCUUCGCUCUCCCAUCCCUCCCCCCGCCCCGGCGCGGGGGGUCGACCAGCCGAGUGGGGCGGGCGGCGACUCGGCCCUUCCCCUCCGUUUCGCUCUGGCCAGCUCCCGGGCCCCGCGCGCUGGGGUCUGGGGUCCUGGGGGCCCGCGAGGCCCGGUCUGAGGGGCCGGGGCCUACGUGGGCCCGCCCGCCGCUGGGCCCCAUGAGGCAUAGCCUGACCAAACUGCUGGCGGCCUCGGGCAGCGACUCCCCAACCCGCAGCGAGAGCCCGGCUCCGGCCGCGACUUGCUUGCUGCCCCCGGACCUGACCCGGGCGGCGGCGGCGGAGGAAGAGGCGGCGGCGGCCGGAUCUCCCGGCCGCAGGCAGCCGCGGGGCGACGAGGGCGACUCUGAGGCCGGGAGGGGGGGCCGCGGCGGCGUGGCCGUGCGCGCGCCCUCGCCCGAGGAGAUGGAGGAGGAGGCGAUCGCCAGCGUCCCCGGGGAGGAGACGGAGGACAUGGACUUUCUGUCCGGGCUGGAACUGGCGGAUCUGCUGGACCCCCGGCAACCGGACUGGCACCUGGAGCCCGGGCUCAGCUCGCCCGGGCCCCUCUCCUCGUCCGGCGGAGGCUCCGACAGCGGCGGCCUGUGGAGAGGGGACGACGACGACGAGGCCGCGGCCGCCGAGAUGCAGCGCUUUUCCGACCUGCUGCAGAGGCUGUUAAACGGCAUCGGAGGCUGCAGCAGCGGCAGUGACAGUGGCAGCGGCGAAAAGAGGCGGAGAAAGUCCCCAGGAGGCGGCGGCGGCGGCAGUGGCGGCAACGACAGCAACCAGGCGGCGACAAAGAGUCCCCGGAAGGCGGCGGCGGCUGCUGCCCGUCUAAAUCGGCUGAAGAAGAAGGAGUACGUGAUGGGGCUGGAGAGUCGAGUCCGCGGUCUGGCAGCCGAGAACCAGGAGCUGCGGGCCGAGAAUCGGGAGCUGGGCAAGCGCGUGCAGGCACUGCAGGAGGAGAGUCGCUACCUACGGGCCGUCCUGGCCAACGAGACCGGACUGGCUCGCCUGCUGAGCCGGCUGAGCGGCGUGGGACUGCGGCUGACCACCUCGCUCUUCAGAGACUCGCCCGCCGGUGACCAUGACUACGCUCUGCCCGUGGGAAAGCAGCAGCAGCAGCAGCAGCAGCAGCAGCAGCAGCAGCAGCAGCAGCAGCAGCAGGACCUGCUGGAAGAGGACGACUCGGCGGGAGGAGUGUGUCUUCAUGUGGACAAGGAUAAGGUGUCGGUGGAGUUCUGCUCGGCGUGCGCCCGGAAGGCGUCGUCUUCUCUUAAAAUGUAGGGUCAAGUAAUCUGCUCUUUAUCCGCGUUUACCCCUUUCAACUCCCUUACACCAUGUAAAACACCUUAGUGGGACAUCUUCACUGGACACAUUUCAGAGGAGGAAAAAGUAAUAUUGAAUCGUUAAGUGUUUAGCUAAAAGCAUGAAUGUGACACUGUAACCAACUCCUAAUGAUAACAUGUGACUAUUAAAUCUCUCUGACAGUUUCUUUUUUAGGUGAUUUCCUUCCUGCCAGGCUCCGUUGUAGGGGUUACAGAACAGUCGUUCCCGCCUCACAACCUGGUAAGGAUCCAUCUCUUCACGUAACGCUCAUGCUCUGCUGCUUAGUCUACUUUAAUGGGCAACAUCUCAAUUUGUGUGUGUGUGUGUGUGUGGGUUUUUUCUUUUCUUUUUCUUUUUUUUUUUUUUUUUUGGAAGGUGGGAGGGGAAGUCUAAUUUGGGCCCUGUCCACCCUGGAAACAGACUUGUGCUGGUCAGUAAUGUAUUUAAGAUGCUUCUUCUGGUUGAAAUAGCUGUUAAUGUGUCCCCUUGUUCAGACUUGCGUGUACCUAGCUCUUCUGUCCCCAGUGUGGACAUGGCCUUGGAUGACAUCGGUUCCAACUGUACACUGAAAGCUGCUAAUAGAGAUACAGUUUGGAGACAGUCAAACAGGUGAAGUUGAAUGGAAGUUCCGAGUUGUACAAGGUGCAAAUUGGAAUUCCAAUUUUAGAGCAACUUUUUAGAGGUUGACAAUAAGUAUUUGGGGCUUGCACAAAUGUGAUAGUUAACUUUGCUGAAGAUGACAGAAAUAUCUUAACUAUUUGGGUAUGCCUUUUAGUUUUCAGUAGGAGAUCUAGAAAUACAAUCUAUUCGGAUGAGAAGAUUUUAAUCUCACCAUUUAAAAAGUUGGAAAUUAACAUGCAUCUCUGUGUUAAUUAAUUGAAGGAGGAAUAAGAGUGGUUAAUGAAAUGUUUCUUUGAGGACCAGCACAGUGAUUACCCUAUCACUGACUAUAAAUAAAUUGUUGAACACCUUUACUUUUGUUGUAUUAAAAUUUUAGGUUAAAUUUAUGUAUGAUUAGAUAAAUUGAAGGUUUGUGAAAUGUGAAUGAAAACAUGUAAAGUGAGGCUUCACAAAGAAUCUUACUACUCUCCUUAUUUUAAGGUUUUUGUCCUUUUUAAAAAUAAUUUUUUUAAAUUGGCUGGUUCUGGCUACUUAAGGACACGAUCGACACUUUCCAAAGAUGGGACAUACUCUUCCCUUGAAGUACUGUAUUAUCCAUUGUCCAGUUGUAUAGAUUGAGUUACGGUGUCCUUCAGUGUAAGAGGCAUUAAGAAAUUCUUUGUGAAACAUCACUGUUUGAUAAAGUAUAUACAUAUUUAGCAUCCUUGUUUUUCUUUGUGCUAAAGUGGAUACAGCUGUUGGGGCAGAAGAGACGGGACCAGCUGCUGGCCACAUUUCCUGCUUUAUUUUAAAAGGUAGUAUAAGAAAUGAGGAAAAAGAGGUAAUUUCAGGGCUUCUGCUGUCUUUUUAUUUUAAAAUGUUCAUAAUUAAAAAGUAUUUUCCAGCAGUCCAAAGAUGUAAGUUAUCUUACACAUGUUUUAUUUUGUUGUUAUUUGGUUAUAAAAAUGGAAUCCUUGUUCUUGCAGAACUGUAAAUGUUUUGUUGCUAGAUAACAUGAUUUGAGACCUAACUUUGGUCUCUGGUUUCCAGUGCAUUACAGCAUAUUUUGUAAAAUCAUCUGCACUUGAGCAUGAAUGGGUAGUACCAAAUUCACAGCCUGGAGUGAUGAACCUGCUUAUUCCUAAGUGCAGGAGCAAGCCCCUCACAAUGCAGCUGCAUGGAUUUUUAGUGCCUACUGAAUUAUAUAUAUAUACAUAUAUAUAUAAAAACCAAAAGUAGUUGGAAAAAUUAUUUGAAAUGACUAAUUUGUGCUAUCUAUGGAAUAUGUUAAAUGUAGCUUUUUGAAACAGAAGCCUUGAAUUGAAAUUUAAUUAAUACUUGAACAUUUUGUAUAUAUUUCUUUGUAUAUAAUUUUGUGCAGUACCAAUGACAAAAAUACGGUGUCAUAAUAAAACCAGGUUUGUUGAUCUUUCAGUUAUGGGCUCAAAGAAUUUAUUCAUCUCUAACAUGACAUUGGAAAAUAAUGGAUGAAAAUAGGAAAAAUGAUUGUUGUUAAUGCUGACUGUGGGUCUUAAAAGGUUCUGGAAGCAGUAAGUGUGUUUUUCUAAAAUACCAUUCCCUUGGAAUAUUUUCUUCUAAUGUCAGUGCUUUUCCUGCAUCAUUUGAAGUUCGGGGCUGGGGAGAAACAGUAAUCAAAGCUUUCUGAAGUGGGAUGCUUUGAAAAUUCCAAGUGUAGAUUUUUAGGAUGUCAUUUUAUAAAUGGCAGUUUUUGGAAAUACUUGAUUAAGAACUUUUGAAAAUGGAGAUUAGUAUCACCUAUUUUUAAAGCUGCUUUGUUAGGCUUCUUAUGUUUUAACUGUCUUUCCUUAGUUUCCAUUUCAUUCUUUUUUUUUUUUUUCUUUCUAAUUUUGGUGACUUAGUGAUUUUUGUCAUUUUUUUACAUCAACUUCAUGGUCUUGUUUUUACAUGGUAUUGCAUGUAUUUAGGACCUAUCUAACAGGGGCUUUAAAUAAAUUUGAUCAUAUUUAUGUGUAAGCACAUUUUACUGUAAAUGUUUGGGUUUCUGAAUUUACAACAGAUCUGUUGAUUUCAGUAUGUAGUAAACAAUAUCUUAAAGUGUCCUAUUCACUACUUGUUAAUUAAAAAGUUAUGAUUAAUAUGAAAUUGUUGUCUUACUAUUUUUAGAAAAUUGUGUUCUGAAUGAUUGAUAGUUGGAUAAAGGAGAUUUUUUGGCAUAUAAUGUGGAUUGUUUUGAAAUUUUAAGGUUUGGCUCUACUUUAGAGGUUGAAAACAACUUAGUAUUUGGGGAACCCUUUUUUUUUUUUUCUUCCCCCCUUCUUCCCUAAUUGCCUCUUUGGCAAAAUGAUACAGAAUUAGUGUAAAGAGGUAGUGUUUUGAUAUUUGUCUUCUGAUGGUGACAGGAAUUCAUACAUUAAUUGAACUAACACAUCAUAUUGACCUUCUAUUUCUAUCAUAUUGACUUACUGUUUCUGCACUUUCUUGACCAGUCCUAACUAAAAAGUCCACGUUUGUUAAAAUGUAGUCACACCUCUGAUAUAAUCCAACAAAAAGUGUUCGAAAUAUUUUAAAUAUUUGUGCAUUUUGUAAUCACUAAAUUAAUCUCUCUCUCUUCUCUUUAAACAGCUUAGCAGUGUCUGCAAAAAGAAUCUUUUCCUACAACCUGUUAACUGACUGGACUGAUGGUAACAAAGUAAUUGUGGGAGCCAUGUCGGUCAAAAAUUUGGCAUCUGCUGAAAAAAAUGAAUGCCAUUUUCAAGUUCCCAAAUUACUUCUAUACUGAUUUCACUUUCCAGAAAUGGAGAUAUGAAAAGAUUCUCUGGAAUCCUUGAAAGACUUAAUAGAAAUACAUGAGACUAAGUUAAUUUUGGAACAAAAUUAUACUUUUUUUUUUUUUUUUUGUCUUUCAUGGGAGUGAUACUCAGUUCUUUGCAUACCUUUUAAAAAUUGUAACCACUGGAGAAGAGAAUUAUAGUAUAUCAUCAAGGAAUAUUAGAUUCUUUACAUUAUCAAGAACACAUUCUAUGGAAUUACAUUUAGUGGAGUAGAAUUACAUAAACAGGCCAUCAGGGAUCACAAAGCUUAUCAUGAGUUUGUACUGACUUCCUGGAACUUGAGAGCUAAUCUGGAGUAUAGGCAGACCUUGCUGAGUAGAAUACAAAAGUUAAUGUAAAGUCCUUAACUAUAAAGAGUAGUCUUUUUAAAUAGAUGCAUUGAUUUGUCUUGUGUAUCUUUGAAAAAAUUAUGAUUAACUAUGUGAGUAGUUAAUUGCAAUUUAGGGUAAGAGGAUGUUUGCAUUCUGAGAUUUUGGCUUCUUGAGUUUUCUCUGAGUACUUGACACUUUCUUGACUAUUUUGAGGUUUCUAAUGAAUGGUAUCCUAGUUUCUACUGUUAUAUAUUAAAAUGUCUCUAGUCGUAUGUAAGGGCUUUAGUAUUCUGGAUGAUGGAAGGUUUUUUUGUUUUUUGUUUUUUUUUUUGUUUUUUUGCAUUAUGUCGUUGUUUUACCUAAUUGAAACACUUUUCCAGCUUAUUACAAGUGUGAAAAAACACUCAACUCUGGAUUGUUUUAUUUCAUUUUCGUUGGAUUAUGUUAAUACAUUCUUUCAUUUGGUCUAGA